Dothidotthia symphoricarpi CBS 119687 is the source of this 1163-nucleotide messenger RNA. RefSeq names its product alpha/beta-hydrolase. The coding region runs from base 261 to 1163 and encodes 300 amino acids. The transcript is spliced from 3 exons. The record is from RefSeq and is a predicted model, not a curated record. Lineage: Eukaryota; Fungi; Ascomycota; Dothideomycetes; Pleosporales; Dothidotthiaceae.
UGACAUGAUCUUCUGUUUCAACGUUUGACGUUGACGUGUCGUUGGCCAGGUGCGACUACAUCGCGGCUGCAGCUUCCGAAAUUCUUGGAAGGCCUGCUUAUUUCUAGUGCUUCCAAACUCACAUCCUACGAAUCGACAGAAUCACCUUAUAAUCCUAUCAACGAGCCCACAAAACAUUACAACACUGCAUCAACUUCACUAGAUAGCCCAAACUCCACAGAAGAAAAAGACGUCCUCGAAGCAGAAAGAACUCAACCAUAAUGUCGUCUUUCACCCUCGACACCCCCCACGGCCUAAUAAGCGUAACCGACACGGCCCUCAAAACAUCCACCCCCACCCUCCUACUCCUGCACGGAAACUCCUCCUCGUCCAAAAUAUGGCGCCACAUCUUCGACUCGCCCCACAUCACGCAAAAGUACCGCGUCGUAGCAUUCGACCUACCAGGUCACGGGGCUAGUUCCAACGCGCCGGACCCCGAGACAACGUAUUGCAUGCGAGGCUACGCAGAGCUAGCAGUACAAGUAUUGCAGCAUCUGAACAUCGAGCGCGUGGUAAUCGUCGGAUGGAGUUUGGGCGGACAUGUAGGUAUUGAGAUGGUGGGAUUACUUUCUUCGUCUGCGGCUGGAUAUGAUUCCGCGAGCGCUGUGGAAGUGAGCGGAUUGAUGAUCAUCGGCACGCCGCCGGCGCGUGGAAAAGAAGAGAUCGGUAGGGGUUUCAAGUUCCAGGACGCGCAUCUGGGAGUCGCGGCGAAGGUGGACUGGACGGACGAGGAGGCGGGCGCGUUUGCGAGGGAGAGUGCGCCUCGGGGGAAAGAGGAGUUGUUUGAGCCGUGGAUGGAAGUCGAUGCGAAGCGCACUGAUGGGCGGAGUCGCAUGAUGAUGUGGAAGAGGUUUGCUGCGGAGCAGGGCGACGGUGAAUAUGGGCGGUCGGCUGAUCAACGCAAGCUCAUGGAAACGGAAGAUGUGCUCACUGCAGUGGUGAAUGGCGGAGAGGAACCGUAUGUCAACUUGGAGUAUCUUGAGGGGAUCAAGUGGAAGAGGUUGUGGGGAGGUGAGUGUAUGCGCUUAGAAGGCUUGGGUCACGCACCGUUCUGGGAAUCACCAGAGUUGUUCGAGGGAUUGCUAUCCAAGUUCUUGGGGAAUUGCGAGGGGCUGAAGAAGUAA